CAAACCCAAACGCACUGCUACGACAGUUAUGCUCUAAAAUCUCGCAUAAGCGGCGCCCGAGUCUUCUCCUCCGUUCUCGCCCGCCGGAUAACGGUCGUUUCUUCUCUCUUUUGGAAACUUCGUCUUAAAUCCGGAAUUUACUCCGGCGGAAUUGCCUCGCUUAUUCUGAGCGUGAAGCUUCUGAUUCGGAUUUGUGGUGGUUUUGAUUACUGUGGAUUGGAGAACAUAUAGGAUCGAGGCUGAGAGAGUGAGGUUAAAAGAAUGAGAUUGGAAUUGAAUUUUGAGCGUGCGCGAUGGUAGUUGCUGCAGUAUCGACGGUAAACGCAAAAGCACAAGGAGGUGUUGAGCAUCAGAACCCUAAGAGACCUCCUCUGUUGUCUUCCGACCCUGACAAUGCUCUCAAUACCCGCCGGCCGAGGUCUCGGGAGGUCAGCUCUCGAUACCUGUCGACUUCGUCUUCAUCCACCUCAUCUUCCUCGUCAUUGUCGUCAUCAGCGUCCCUGAAACGCUGUCCUUCGCCGCUGGUGUCAAGGAAUGGCCAUUCGACGGCUAUGGCUAGUCCUAUGAGGCUGGUUUCUUCAGUAAUUAGACGGUCUCAGUCGGUGGAACGGAGGCGGGCUGGAACUCCGCGCAACGGUGAAUUGACCGAGGCACAGAAGGUGCUCUUUACCUCGACGAGAAGUUUGUCGGUCUCGUUUCAGGGAGAGUCCUUUUCGAUUCAGGUGAGCAAGGCAAAGCCAGCACCGUCUCCAAGUGUGGCAAGACAAGGCACGCCAGAGAGGCGAAAGCAGGCGACCACGAUGCCUGGGAAAGGACCGGAUCGGACGGACAAUUCGAAGGUGGAGAGGUGGCCGGGGAGCUUGCGGCGAUCGAAUUCAAUGAGUAAGAGUCUGGAUUGCACCGACGUGAGGAGGCAAUUGGGUGGAUCUGGGGGCAGCAAUGUGGUUAGGGCGCUGCAGAAUUCAAUGAUCAAUAAACGGACUUCUCUGGACUCAAGAUUGUUCUCCGCUUCAAUGAAUGUUACUACACACAAGGAAGAGGAGACUGAUGUUCAAAUUGUUGGAUCCAAUUCCCAGUUUGAUCUUGUAGUUUCUGACACUGAGAGUGUGACCUCUGGUAAUACUUCUGAAUCUCAAGAGAGUAAAUGUAAUGAUAAUGGAGAAGGGAAGCGUGGAGUCAGAGGAAUUAUUGUUCCCGCAAGGUUCUGGCAGGAGACUAACAGCAAGUUGCAGCGCCAGCCAGAGCCAAGGUCACCUGUCUUGAAGAAAACUCUAGCUCCACCUAAGCUUAUUGCGCCGAAGAAGAUUGGACUUGAAAGUGCUGUGUCAUCUCCUAAAGGUGUUCUGAACAGUCGGGGGCAGAUAUCUCCUAUUCGAGGGCCAGCGCGGCCUGCUUCCCCGAGUAAGCACGGGCCACUGUCGGCUCCCUCCCCAUUGAGGAGACUGAGCCCGUCUAGGGUGAGAAAUGGGAUGAUGGGUGGGUUGAGUGAUAAUUUGGGUUACACGCAGUCCUUUUUGAGUUUUGCUGCAGAUGUUAAGAGAGGGAAGAUUGGCGAGAAUAGGGUCUUUGAUGCUCAUCAGUUGAGGCUUUUCCAUAACAGGCUGUUGCAGUGGCGUUUUGUCAAUGCUAAAGCUGAUACUGCUCAGUCUGCUCAAAGCUUGACUGCAGAGAUAAGUCUACAUAAUGCAUGGAUAUCAACCUCAAGAUUGCGAGAAUCUGUUAGAGCCAAGAAAACUGAGUUACAACUGUUGAGGCAACACUUGAAGCUGGUGUCCAUCCUCAAGGGGCAAAUGGUAUAUUUAGAAGAAUGGGCUCUUCUGGAUGGCAAUUUUUCUAGUUCUCUGUUAGGGGCUACUGAAGCUUUGAGGGCUAGCACACUUCGCCUUCCAGUUGUUGGUGGGGCAAGGGUUGACAUCAGAAAGUUGAAUGAUGCCAUUUGUUCAGCAAUUCAUGUGAUGCAGGCUAUGGCAUCCUCAGUUUGCUCCUUGAUAUCAAAAGUUGGGGAAAUGAACUCUUUGCUGACUGAACUGGCAAAUGUAAGUGCAAACGAGGGUGCUUUGCUCAGUCAGUGCAAAGAUCUCUUGUCAUCAAUCACAGCCAUGCAGGUGACUGAAUGUAGCCUGAGAACGCAUAUUUUACAACUACAACAUUUACCUUCAAGCCUGACAACACAAAUUUAAAGCUCAUACCUUACAAUUGCCUUUGUCUACAACUAACAUGAGUACAUGACAUCAAUGCCCAGCCCUUUUUGUUUCUCUUUUCCUCAAAUUAUGAUGCUAGAGUUAAGAAAGUGUGGAAUGAUUGGUAGGAUCCUAGAAGCAAAAGAGUGGUGAUUUGGUCUUUCUUCUUAUACUAGGUUUUUAGCUUGUAUAGGUAAUUUUGUCUAUAGGCCAGCGGAAGAUUGUGUAAAUAUGUGUAAUGGUUUUAUCAGUUUCUCUUAAUGUUUCUUCCUGAGUCUUCUUUUGCCAUCUUUUUGAUAUGACUCGAUAUACAAUUAUAGACACAACGUUCUCUAAAACCAUUGCAACGCAGUGUCCUCCAUCUGCCAUGAAAUGGAAGGGGGAUUGCAGAGAAGGGUAUAGGUUGUUUGUAACAGAGAAGUUUGAUUUAAGCUUGUAGUUUACGGCAUGAAUGUUCUGAAUGGUGCAUUUAGUAAUCAUAUUGGUUGACAAUUUUCGCUUUUUUUGGAAGGAAACUCUUUGCUGUUAUGUCUCCUUGAUUUAGAAUUCUUUUGAGUUGGAGGUGUAAAUGCAUUUUAACAGACCUGUUCUUAGCCAGUUUCUUCAUGCAUUUUUGGACCAGUUGCUUCCUAUCAAAGUGAUCGUUUGAUUGUUUGGAUUCGUGGGAUGAUGAUAAUACCUGGAAGUUGGAAGUGAAUUGUUCUCUUUACCAUUUUUCUUAAAGCAAUAGGGCGUAUGCGGCUUUUUG
Rubroshorea leprosula is the source of this 2928-nucleotide messenger RNA. Lineage: Eukaryota; Viridiplantae; Streptophyta; Magnoliopsida; Malvales; Dipterocarpaceae. The record is from the annotation of a GenBank genome assembly.